Gossypium raimondii (Peruvian cotton) is the source of this 1447-nucleotide messenger RNA. RefSeq lists its product as uncharacterized. The transcript has 5 exons. NCBI's taxonomy places the organism in Eukaryota, Viridiplantae, Streptophyta, Magnoliopsida, Malvales, Malvaceae. Bases 158 to 1264 code for a protein of 368 amino acids. The record is from RefSeq and is a predicted model, not a curated record.
CCAAAAGAGCAAAAUCCUCUGUUUACUUUGGCUCUGAAAAAAGUUGGAUGUCGAGGAGAAACGAUAAUAACUAAAAGCAAAAUAAAGGAAAGGAAUGUUUAUCUGCAUCUGACGGAAAUCAACAAAGCUAAAAAGCACAGAGAAGAAAGGAGCAGAGAUGGGAGGAGUAACGUCUUCAAUGGCGGCAAAGUUUGCUUUUUUCCCACCAAACCCACCUUCCUACAAGGUUGUAACGGAUGAUUUAACUGGUCUUUUGCUUCUAACUCCUUUUCCUCAUAGAGAAAACGUUGAGGUUCUUAAGCUUCCAACUCGGCGUGGCACCGAGAUUGUAGCUAUUUACAUCAGGCAUCCUAUGGCUACUUCGACUUUGCUUUACUCUCAUGGUAACGCUACCGAUCUGGGUCAGAUGUAUGAGCUUUUCAUCGAAUUGAGCAUCCACUUGAGGGUCAAUCUAAUGGGCUAUGACUAUUCUGGAUACGGACAAUCUUCUGGAAAGCCAAGUGAGCAGAGCACAUAUGCAGAUAUUGAAGCUGCAUAUAAAUGUCUUGAAGAGAGCUAUGGUACAAAACAGGAAGAUAUCAUCCUCUAUGGUCAAUCUGUUGGUAGUGGCCCCACUUUGGAUCUAGCAGCUCGACUGCCUCGGUUAAGAGCUGUUGUUUUGCACAGUCCCAUACUUUCUGGUUUAAGAGUAAUGUAUCCUGUAAAGCGUACAUAUUGGUUUGACAUUUAUAAGAAUAUUGAUAAAAUUCCACUUGUCAAUUGUCCGGUUCUUAUCAUUCAUGGAACUUCGGAUGAAGUUGUUGAUUGCUCCCAUGGAAAGCAACUCUGGGAACUAUGCAAAGAGAAGUAUGAACCUCUAUGGCUUAAAGGAGGGAACCACUGUGAUUUAGAGCAGUACCCUGAGUAUAUAAGACAUCUCAAGAAGUUCAUAUCAACUGUUGAGAAAUCUCCUUCUCAAAGGUACAGUUCUAGGAGAAGCACAGACCAAUUUGAGCAGUCUCGGAAAAGUACUGAUGCAUUUGAGGUUUCAAGGAAGAGUACUGAUCGAAGGGAGAAACCAAGGAAGAGCACUGACAGGCCUGAGAAGUUGAAAAACCAGUCUAAUAAUUUGGAUAAGCUAGAAAAGCUAAGAAUCUCUUUCGAUCAAUUGGAAAAGUCUCGAAGGAGUGUGGAUUGCCAUGAGAAGUCCCGGAAAAACGUUGACCAUCAGUUGGAAAGAGCUCGCAAAAGUGUUGAUCUGUUGGAUAGAAUACGAACAGGGUGAUGAUACUACUUUCGUGUAAAGAAAAAAAAACUCCAUGCAAGUGUUUGACAUUUCAUGUUGUGAUGAACUAAAUCUGGUUUUGUUCUUUAUUAAUUCUUAUGGCGUCUGAGGCUUUGUAUUUGGUUUUCCCAAUAUCUUUUGAUUAUACUAUGGCAUGAAAUAUGAGUUUGGUGUUUUGCUUGA